AGAAAGUUGAGUUGUGCAGUUGAGGCAGGCCGUGUUCGGUUAUAAUUGUGGUAGCAGCCAUUGCCUAACGGUGCUGUUUCAGAAUUGGGCCGACGACGACAGCGACAACGCCAGCCAAUCGCAGCAACCAUCGAUAGCGGGGUGAAUUCAACAAUCGAUGUCAGAGCGGCCAUUUCGGCGAGUAUGGCGGUUACAGUGACGGCGGUGCUCUUCCGGAGCAAAGAGGUGACAAACUACGGUUUUAUUCUGAGGCAACUAGACUCCGGCGAGCAUGUGGUGUACAAAAUCGCCAAAAACACACCGGCGGAUAUGUGCUUCGAGAUCGAAGUAGGCGACCUCCUAUUGGAAAUCAAUUCCGUGGAUGUGCGCGGUUUAACGAUGAAAGAUGUUUUGAAACGCAUCCGAAUGGCCUCCGAUACCAUCACGAUGAUCCUUAAAAAAGAUGACAACAUUAAACAACAUGUGUAUAGUAUGAUCCGGGAGAACUCCCCCGAUCGCGAGCUACCGACACAAAAGAGGCAGCCGCCGGAAGAGGUUGAAGUGGAGCUGUUCAACAAGGACGAUAAAAGGGAAACGUGGGGCUUUGCGGUACAGUGGACUAGUCUAUUGGAGCACGUCGUAACAUCAGUGUCGACACCGGCCAGAGGAAAGGUGGAAGUUGGUGACGUCUUAGUAACCGUUAACGGCGUUGAUGUCCAGAAGAUGUCCUUCCAUAAUGUUGUUAAGCUCCUAGCACGUGUUCCUUUUCCGAUCCAGCUGAAAUUAAAACGAGACCCGUGGAUUAAGAACUAUGUGCGGGAACAGUUCGCAUACCUUUACAACAAUCACGACGAUCAGAAUGAGUCGGGCAAGGUCAAGCAGUUGAAAACGGGCGCUCUUGGAUCGCCCGGUCACCAGCAGAAAACUGUUUCCACCUCGCAGCUAGCACAGCCAAAAAACUCGAACCAGCCUCCGUUCAGUCCACCCAGUCCCAAAGGAUACACGAAUCGCGAAUGUCAAUCGGAAUCAGGUGUUCGAAAGUCGCGCAUUCCGGUGCAAAUCAACCAGAGCAACUCGUGGAGUGCCCCCCAGUCACCGUCGCGGGCCCGCAAGGCGCCGCGCACCUCACAGAUACCGAUGGCAAAGACUGAUGUGAAAAUAUCGCGCUACGUAAUCACCGGGAAGUCACAGUUUCUGCAGACACGUGAGGAGCAGCGCUUGGUUAAGGAGCCUGCCAGCGAAGACAGUCUGCGGAAACCUUCGCUGGUCCAAUACAACACGCUCUCUUCCUCUACCAGCAACUCGCAAGACAUCAGCAGCAGUUACCUGCCCGAUGACAAUGCCAACGCGAGCGCCCAGUCGCCGGAUGUCGCACCGCGCGUGCCAAAGCUCAACAACGAGCAAAAUUCGACCUACGAUAAGGCAAGUGGGUGCGGAUUUCCCGACAAAUCGAACGCCGUGCCAUUCCAUGCAGUGCCGGAGGAGCAGCGGGAGGCCCAAAGCACGGCCGGUGCCAAUAAUGACGCAGCAAGCGCGAAAAACCAAAUUAAAGACAACUGUGAUAGCGCGCAGCAGGAGCCGAUAUUGGCCGGCUCCCGCAAGGAAGAUCCAACUGACCAGAGCUACUCAGUGCCAACCUCACCGACCGCUUACACGGCUGCUGCCGGCGACGGUGGUGGGUUGAAUGAUGAACGAUCCGGCAUCAUCUCGCUGCCGACGAGCCCGGAUGGCGUCGAGGGAGGCGAUCAUCACCCGCACUCCGGCCAAUUCCACUACGGCAACACCGGCCGAGGGGCGCCAUCCAGCGGCACUACGCUGGAAGAUUCGUCGGCCAACGCGGGCAUGGGCAGCAAUGCCAGCAGCGGUGAACUAACGGCCAACACUAACAUGAGCUCUGGGUCGCUGGGCGGUGGUCCGCCCGUGCGGAAGUGCGACGCGGCCGGCUUUCGUACCAGCCGCUCGGAGGAUCAUCUGCAGCAGAGCCACCGUGACGGUAGUAAUAGUGCGAGCGUGGCGAUUGACAUCGAUGAAGAUGUGUAUAGCUCGUUGAAUACGCUGCUUGAUACUCGUAACGACUCACAGGAGCAACCGAUGUCCGAGCGAGAACGAUUUCUGUGGACUUACAACAUGCCGCCGGCGCAAAAGACGCACGCCACUGCCGGGCAUGCAUCGGGCGGUGGGGUCGGACCCAACCAGUUGUCCCUGUCGAGCUCGGUCAGCUCGUCGCCGCAGCGCUCCGCUAGCGAAAGUCCCGCCUCUCCAACAUCCGUGUCCAGCUCGGUGAUGUCCUCGUCGGGCGGAUCGCGCGAACAUUCCCAUGUAGGGCACAUCGGCGGGAGCAAGGUUGGAAGCAGCGCGACGGUUACCAACGGAAGCAACAAUGCGGACGCCGGGGCCGUUGCGAACGUAAACCAUCAACAGCAUUGUCACCAUCAGCUGCAGCAGCAGCAGCAUAAUCCGGGCCAUGGUGGGACUCCACACCCGUAUUCGGUUGGAGCCGGUGGCGGUGGUGCGCUGCAGAGUGCGUCCGGCGGGGACCACAGCGUAUCGGAGGCAGUGUCGAACCUGUCCAGCCCGGACUACCAGGACGAGCACGAUUUGUUCAGCUCGAAGGAUCUGAUGGCGAUGGCAAUAAGUGACCACAGCGACUCCGACUCGACGAUUCUCGUAUCCGAGUCGACACACCGCUUCGACCUGCCCCUCGCGGGGGCUGGGGAGCCUGAGUCAGAGCACAAGCUUGUCAUCGAAGUGAAGGCGGACGAGUCGCGGACGGACGGCCAGCAGGAGAUGGACGACGUGGCAGCAGAGCUGCAACAACAGCAGCAGCAGCAAUCGCAGCACCCGCAGCAGCAGCAACACCCUCCGCAAAACCAGGUGUCGCGCGAUUCCUCCCCGCCCAUUUCGGACGAUGGCAGCGAUGUCGAAUCACUGCACUCAUUUCACUAUUCGCCGAAAGCAAUUGACCGUCCGUCGGUCGAACGCCUCGCUAGGCGUUUGUUCUACCUGGAAGGUUUCAGUAAAAAAGACAUCUGCCGUCACCUUAGCAAAAACAACGAGUUCAGCCGAGUACUGGGUGAUGAGUACUUGAAGUACUACAACUUCACCAAUACGACGCUGGACGUUGCACUGCGGGCUUUUGUGAAGGAGGUUCCACUGUUCGGAGAAACUCAAGAGCGCGAGCGGGUUAUGUACCAUUUUUCCAAGCGUUACCUGGAUAACAACCCGGGUGUCUUCAAAUCUGUAGGGGCGACACAUUACCUAGUCAGCGCCUUGCUUAUUUUGAAUAGUGACACUCACGGCGAGGUCCAAUUUCAUCGCACGUUCUCCGCGUUCAGCGAGCGUCUGAAGGAAGGUAAUGAUGGGGAAAAUUUUCCGAAAGACUUGUUGAAGCAUCUCUACAGCUCGAUCAAAGAUCACCGCCUAGAACCGGCUAUUGAUGACGAUAGUAAGCGUUCGUCCGACAAUAGCGGCGAGUGUUACGAUGGAAGCAACGCUGGCGAACAUGGUGGUAGCCUGCAGGGGCCACCCGUGGGCCCCAAUCCGUUCCUUGAAGCGCCUCGGACUAUCGCGGCCGUCGAGUUCAAGAAGGGUUACGUAGUGCGCAAGAGCUGCUACGAAACAAACCACAAGAGAAGUAUUUGUAACAACGCGCAACCUUCUUUAGCUCCCUUCGGACGACGCUCGUGGAAGAUGUUUUACUGCACGUUGCGCGAUCUCGUUCUGUACCUGCACAACGACGAGCAUGGGUACAAGCGGAACCAGAUAUCCGACAACGUUUACAACGGCAUACGCAUCCAUCAUGCGCUCGCCACCCGCGCCACUGACUACAGCAAGCGGAACCAUGUCUUCCGGCUGCAGACCGCCGACCAGAGCGAGUUCCUGUUCCAAACGAGCGACUCGAAGGAGCUGCAGUCCUGGAUCGAUACAAUCAACUUCGUCUGCGCAGCGUUCUCCUCUCCGCCACUCGAAGGUGCCGUCGGCAGCCAGAAACGCUUCCAGCGCCCGCUGCUGCCUUGCAGCUCGACCAAACUCUCGAUGCGCGAGCAACUGGCAUCCCAUGAGUUGCAGUAUGACAAACUGUGUCGUAUGCUUGAGGAGCACAAGGAGAGUGGACCACCGUCGAAAGGUCUAGCGUUGCAAAAUUACAGGGAAAAAGACUACUACUUGCAGUACGAGCUGAAGCGCUACAAAACGUACUGCCAGCUGUUGCUUUCGCGGCUCACUUUGGAACCGCUGGAGUUUGGCAACCAGCAUACGGUCAGCGCGGCCGCUCUCAAUGAGACCAGUCAGGACGACGAAAACGGCGAAGACGACGGCCAUGACGACGAGCACGACGACGAGCUGCUGAGCGAACCGAUCCGCAACGCGGGCGGCCUGCUGGCGCACCACCGCUUCCAGGCGACGCAGUCGAUGGGUGCGAUGAAGCGGUCCACCAUGAAAUAAAAGUGGUGCUGGUGGUGCUGGUGGUGCGGAUAGAGUUGGCAACCUUCCGGCAAUACUCCCUCCAAUGGCACCCCCACCCCACCUCUGUUCCUUCGAUGUGUGCCGUGCGAAACUUGACUCGUGGACGUACGGUGAACGUAGUAUUUUCAUUGUAGUAUUGGGGUUUUUCUUUCGUGUACGCACGAUGUUUCUUUCCCCCAAAUUGUUUUUGUUUUUUCCCUUCUUGGUAUUUAUAAUCCUCCGCCUGCACCAUGGGUCGUUUCUGUUUUGAGGUAGGCGGUAACAUUUGACACACUAGUAUGAAGCUGCUGAACUUAGCUUGUCAAUUGCACAUUUUAUAUCUUUACUUCAGAUUCUAAACCACGACGCGCUAACGUCGCAUCAAUAGGAUAGAUCAUUAGAAUAACAAGCGGUCAGAGAAGUUCGCUUGAUUGCUUCCUUUUGUCUUUAAUCCGCGAUAAUUUAACCAAGUGUUACAGGGAAGCAAGAUAUAUGGAAUUGUAUCUUACAUUACUUUACUCCUCUUAUGAUUCAUUAUAUAUAAAUUGUUGUUCGCACCCA
Molecule: messenger RNA, 4983 nt
Organism: Anopheles coustani
Lineage: Eukaryota; Metazoa; Arthropoda; Insecta; Diptera; Culicidae
Gene: Efa6
Product: PH and SEC7 domain-containing protein
Exons: 17
Coding region: 184-4422 (1412 amino acids)
Biological process (GO): regulation of ARF protein signal transduction
Molecular function (GO): phospholipid binding; protein binding; guanyl-nucleotide exchange factor activity
Source: RefSeq, a predicted model, not a curated record